CUUCGAAACCGGCACCGAUUCCGAUUGCUUGCAUCGCCAGCGAAGUCAAGACGGCGUCGCAAGUCACCACGAGGCUUACGCUUGCGCCAACGGGUUCUCCAGCCUCUCCCGUCGUGGGCCCCGCGUGUCAUAGGCUCGAUAGCCCCGCAAGCGGAUCCCUCCCCUGCAAGGCCGCGGAACGGAGCUGCCGCCGGCGCCAUGGCGGGCGGCGGCCUCGCGGCGGCGUCGGAGCUCGCCGUCGUCUUCCUCUUCCGGCCCCUCCUCGCCGUCGCCUUCGUCCUCACCCUCAUCCUCUUCAGCUGGUACGUGGCGUGGAGGACGGUGCUGGUUCACGUGCCGCUGGUGCAGGAGAUCGCCGGCCUGCGCCCGAAGAAGGCCGCUAAACCCAAGCCGGCUAAUCGCGGCCGCUUCGCCAGGUUCUACCAGUCCCAGGCUGAGGCCGCCCAAAGGAACAGCAAAUCAGAAGGGACAUCUUAAGGGAAAACCUUUACGCUUGGCAAUAAGUACCUGCUGAAGACUAUGCAUAUGAAUUCCUUGGAUCCCAUUAGAACGCAGUACUGCAGAUGAUGGCAGAUUUUUAGGAGAGAAUGGAUAUCUGCAUCUGAUGGAAGCUUCCUCUUGCUUGGCAACUGUCUAUACAUCAAGAUUUCACAACAAAAAUUACAAAACUGCAUCAAAUGUAUAUUGCAUGAGCUUGUAAAGUUGAGGACGUUGUACAUAUACCUGUACAAGAAUAAAGAGAACUGCUCGUCCUUUGGAAUAUCAAUGUACCUUCUCUUGUGCAAA
Molecule: messenger RNA, 786 nt
Organism: Setaria italica (foxtail millet)
Lineage: Eukaryota; Viridiplantae; Streptophyta; Magnoliopsida; Poales; Poaceae
Exons: 3
Coding region: 199-477 (92 amino acids)
Source: RefSeq, a predicted model, not a curated record